Messenger RNA from Eleginops maclovinus (Patagonian blennie), 1741 nucleotides. RefSeq names its product transport and golgi organization 2 homolog (Drosophila) (gene tango2). Lineage: Eukaryota; Metazoa; Chordata; Actinopteri; Perciformes; Eleginopidae. Gene Ontology annotation, cellular component: Golgi apparatus. Gene Ontology annotation, biological process: protein secretion; Golgi organization. The record is from RefSeq and is a predicted model, not a curated record.
AUCACAUCGAGGUCACUCGAUGGGAGCACUUCCUUUUAGUUGACAACAGCGAGUAAAGGAGCAGUGAACUAGCUGAUACAAUACAACAGUAAACUAAGGAAGACAAUUAUCUUAGCAAAUAACCGUCUUAUGUGUCUUGAUUUCUAAGGUGUACACACAGCAUGCACUCUGGAUGGUCCAUUUGUUUGUCCUACAACCAAGUACACUGUAUAUGACUGAGUGAAACUUUGUCAUCAAUCCCCCAAAACAUCCAUGUGUAUAAUUUUCUUCAAGUUUGACCCUCGGCCUGCAUCCAAAAAUGCCUACAGGCUGAUUUUGGCGGCAAACAGAGAUGAGUUCUACGUCCGGCCGUCCAAAGCUGCAGACUUCUGGGCGAACAACAGCGAGGUACUCAGCGGCCUGGACUUGGAGUGUGGGGAAGGAGGGUCAUGGCUCGGGAUCAGCAAACGAGGCAAACUGGCUGCCAUCACAAACUACAUGGAGGGACAAAACCCUGACGCACAGGGGAGAGGAUUUCUAGUGUCUAACUACCUUAUGGACAGGGAUGUGGACAGCUACUCCUACCUAAAGAAGGUGUCUGCAGAAGGCCACCUGUACAACGGCUUCAACCUCCUCACAGCCGAGUUCAAAGCCAAACAAGACACUGUGUGUUACUAUGGAAACAGAGGCAGCCCUGAACCCAUCCAUCUAAAAGCAGCAGGAAUCUAUGGCUUGAGUAAUUCUCUGCUGGACACACCAUGGAAGAAGCUGCUGAAAGGCAAACGUCACUUCAGCAGCGUUAUCGGCGACCAAGCGCUGUCCGGCGAUGGACUGGUGCAGGAGCUGCUCACCGUGCUCAAUAAUGAGGAGCUGAACUCACCUGAUCCAGCUCAGGAGAGCCAGGGUGUUGGUUACAGCAAGCCCAUCCUGCAGGCUCAGUCCGCAGUGUGUGUCCGCACCCCUCAUUACGGCACAAGGACCAACACGAUUAUCCUGAUAGACGCAGCGGGUAAUGUGACCUUCACAGAGCGCACCAUGCCCACCAGUGACACGAACAAAUGGAGCACCAAUUCUUUCCAGUUCAAACUGCAGGUGUGAAGACAUGAUGGUGGAAAACCCACUCUGUGCCUUUCUGCAUCGCCCACCCCCCCUGCUCCUCCUCAGGCUGCAUUUCAUUACAGCAGCUGUGUGAACACGAAGACUCUUCUGCACUUUUUCUUCAGCUAGUCGACGCUAGCUUUCUUAUCAACUUCUGUGAUAUGUAUUUCUUAUUCCAGAUUUAAGUUAAGAUGCAUCUUUUGAAAAUGUGUGCUCAUUUAAAAGUUUGCCAAAGAACAUUUCGUAGCAAAAGCUAUUUAACGUACACUUUACGAAACAGCAGGGUUGGGUUGCUUAUCCGUUACAGAUUGCUGGUGAUCUGCUUUCAAACGCAAUCAAUACCGAUAAUUGUAAUAUAAUUUAUUCUUGUUGGCUUCUUAUUUUUACCUCUUUUAAAUGUGUGAUAUGGAGUGAAACACACUUUCCAGACUGUUUUACACAUUGGGAAAGCAUUGGAUUUCCAGGGUUUUGUAAGGAAUGUGAGAUCUGAUUUAAAUUUACAGUAACCAUCACAAAUUAAAACUACUUUUACAAACAAGUUUUGCCCCAACCCUGCACAACAGUAGCCUCAGCAUUGGUUAAAACAAUGGAUUUUUUCUGGCACUGACCAUGGUAGAAUAAUGCAUUUUUACAACUGUUUGACAAUAAAGUCAUUAUAUUCAAA